AUGCCGGAGAAGAUCACGUUUGGCGGUUACGGAAAAAGACCUGGAAAAUUCCGAUAUAACUACGGAGUUGCCGUAUCUGCUGACAAUGAGAUAUAUAUGACUGAUUUGAAGAACAAACGAGUCCAGGUCUUCAGUAUGAAUGGGACCUAUCUCCGCCUCUUUCCAACCGUCGUGCCGGGUGAAAAUAUGACAAUGUUCCCUGUUAGUGUUGCUUUGGACGUGGGGCCUGGCUACCUUUGGGUACUGGGGAAAAGGAGGUUGUACUACAGUGAAGGACACGUCGUACAGUACAGUAAGAACGGAGAGCCCAUUAAAAAAUUUGAAGUAAGCCUGGGCAGCUUCCAUUCCGUCAGCGCGAUGGACGUGCGCAACAAUAAAGUUAUUCUGGGAUACGAACAUACAAUUACUAUGGUUGAUCCAAACGGUUCUCGUUUUUGGAGUUCAAAUGUGAGUACGGAAUACGGCAUCGGGGGAGUUAAAUGGGAUACCGAAGGAAAUAUCCUGCUGACGGAUGGGUAUAAAACCGUCCAGAUGUACAAUCAAUCCGGAGUAAAGAUAUUUGAAUUUGGCACCUAUGGAAAGGCUAAGGGCCAACUGCCUCAUCCCAGAGGUAUUUGUCUGGACUCCUACGGUCGCAUUAUCGUGACGAAUUCUAUGAGUAAGAACAACCGGGUAGACAUGUUCACACGCCAGGGCGAGUUUGUCCGCACUAUCGCGGACAUUAAAGGCCCGUGGGGUGUCGCUAUGGGACCAUGUGGAGAGUUGGUGGUGACUAGUCCAAGUAAAUUUACCUACACUGCAACCAUCUUUCCUCGCCACAUGGUGCUUCCUUAA
Messenger RNA from Branchiostoma belcheri (Belcher's lancelet), 834 nucleotides. RefSeq names its product protein wech-like. The coding region runs from base 1 to 834 and encodes 277 amino acids. Gene Ontology annotation, biological process: proteasome-mediated ubiquitin-dependent protein catabolic process; protein polyubiquitination; negative regulation of translation. Lineage: Eukaryota; Metazoa; Chordata; Leptocardii; Amphioxiformes; Branchiostomatidae. The record is from RefSeq and is a predicted model, not a curated record. The transcript has a single exon. Gene Ontology annotation, molecular function: ubiquitin protein ligase activity; protein binding; translation repressor activity.